Cygnus atratus (black swan) is the source of this 1575-nucleotide messenger RNA. It is a transcript of the gene SLC18A1, whose product is annotated as solute carrier family 18 member A1. Gene Ontology annotation, molecular function: serotonin:sodium:chloride symporter activity; xenobiotic transmembrane transporter activity. The record is from RefSeq and is a predicted model, not a curated record. Gene Ontology annotation, cellular component: terminal bouton; synaptic vesicle membrane. Gene Ontology annotation, biological process: aminergic neurotransmitter loading into synaptic vesicle; xenobiotic transport; transmembrane transport. NCBI's taxonomy places the organism in Eukaryota, Metazoa, Chordata, Aves, Anseriformes, Anatidae. The coding region runs from base 1 to 1575 and encodes 524 amino acids. The transcript has 15 exons.
AUGCCCCCGGAUGCCAUCCCCGCGCCCCGGCGCUGGCUGGCGGAGGGCAGGGCGUCGCGGAGGCUGGCGCUGGCGGUGGUGUUCGUGGCGCUGCUGCUGGACAACAUGCUGCUGACUGUCGUGGUACCGAUCAUCCCCACCUUCCUUUAUACAACAGAGUACAAAGGUGCUAACAGCUCUGCUGCCCCUCGCCAGCCUGAGUCGGCUCCUUCAGCCGAGGACGCUUCUCCUUUCUCCUCCGUGUUCUCCUAUUUUGACAACAGCACUGUGACCGUCUCAGGCUCCACCAGCACCACAGAGCCACUGAAUGGGACCAUGAGCGGGCACACGCUGCAGCCCCCCACAAGCCCCCCACCACCACCGAGCGGCUGCCUGGAGGGCGAGGAGUUCCUCGCCAACGAAAACGUCCGCGUGGGGCUGCUCUUUGCCUCCAAGGCUCUCGUCCAGCUCAUGGUCAACCCCUUUGUGGGUCUCCUGACCAACAGGAUAGGAUACCACAUCCCCAUGUUCAUCGGCUUCAUCAUCAUGUUCCUCUCCACAGUCAUGUUUGCCUUCUCCGGCACCUACACCUUGCUGUUCGUUGCCCGAGCUCUCCAAGGUGUCGGUUCCUCGUUCUCAUCGGUCGCAGGCUUGGGCAUGCUGGCCAGCAUCUACACGGACGACUUUGAGAGGGGCAACGCCAUGGGCAUCGCUCUCGGAGGCUUGGCCUUGGGUGUGCUGAUCGGGGCCCCCUUCGGAAGCGUGAUGUACGAAUUCAUGGGGAAAGCCUCUCCCUUCCUGGUCCUGGCAUUCUUAGCCCUGCUGGAUGGAGCUUUGCAGCUUUGCAUUCUGCAGCCCUCCAAGAUCUCCCCCGAGAGCACCCAGGGCACGCCGGUGUUCACCCUGCUGCGGGACCCCUACAUCCUGGUGGCUGCGGGAGCCCUCUGCUUCUCCAACAUGGGGGUGGCCAUGCUCGAACCCACCUUGCCCAUCUGGAUGAUGCAAACCAUGUGCUCCCCGAAAUGGCAGCUCGGGAUGGCGUUCCUUCCUGCCAGCAUAUCCUACCUCAUCGGCACCAACCUCUUUGGGGUCCUGGCUAACAAAAUGGGCCGGUGGCUGUGCUCCCUGAUCGGCAUGGCCGUGGUGGGAAUCAGUCUCCUUUGUGUGCCUCUGGCCAAAAGCAUUUACGGGCUGAUCGGCCCAAACGGCGGGCUGGGCUUUGCCAUAGGAAUGGUGGACUCCUCCAUGAUGCCUAUCAUGGGCUACCUCGUGGACCUUCGCCACACCUCCAUCUACGGCAAUGUCUACGCCAUAGCCGAUGUCGCCUUCUGCAUGGGCUUUGCGAUUGGUCCAUCCACAGGCGGUGCGAUUGUGCGAGCUGUCGGGUUUCCCUGGCUGAUGGUCAUCAUCGGAGUUAUCAACAUUGCCUACGCCCCGCUCUGUUGGUACUUGCGCAGCCCUCCCGCUAGGGAGGAGAAGAUCGCCAUCUUAAGCCAGGAAUGCCCCAUGCAAACCAAAAGCUAUACCACUCAGAAGCCCCUGCGAGACUUCCCUCUCACAGAUGACAGUGACGUGGAGGCAGAAAAUGAGGAAUAG